This is a messenger RNA of Pleuronectes platessa (European plaice), 636 nucleotides long. RefSeq names its product acetylcholinesterase collagenic tail peptide. The record is from RefSeq and is a predicted model, not a curated record. NCBI's taxonomy places the organism in Eukaryota, Metazoa, Chordata, Actinopteri, Pleuronectiformes, Pleuronectidae. Bases 1 to 636 code for a protein of 211 amino acids. The transcript is spliced from 9 exons.
AUGGGACAAGCAGGACAACAGGGGGAGAAGGGGCUUCGAGGCUGGAGAGGUCUGUACGGACACAUAGGAGCUCCCGGGAUGAUAAAGGGCAGUAAAGGCAAUAAGGGAUCUAGGAGCGAGAGCGGCGUCGCCGGACGUCCUGGAGAGAAGGGUAACGCGGGUGUGAGGGGCGACCCGGGUCUGAGGGGGGGGCAGGGACACCGAGGACGAGCUGGAGGCAGAGGAGCAGUGGCGCUGAAAGGUUCUCGUGGUCCUCCGGGGAAACCGGGUCAUCGUGGUGCUGCAGGACGUUCUGGUCUGACUGGAGACGCUGGACGACCUGGACAAGUGUACGUCCUGUCAGGUCUGCAUGGAGACACAGGAGACAGCGGUCCACCCGCCAAAUGUGACUGUUCACAGGUUCAAACCCCAGAGCGACCGCUGGACCGAGUGCAGACGGUGUUUCUCGCGGACGGAGAGAAACAGAUGCGGAGGCUGCGAGGAGAGAACGUGAUGGUGCUGAGGACCGACCGACGAGCUCUGUACAUCUACUCUGAAUCCCAGUGGAUCAACAUACUGGUAACUGAUGGAAACAUCACACAUAAACACAACACUCCUGAAAUAAACCCCUUCAUGAAGGAAGAACCAAGACACUGA